This is a messenger RNA of Symsagittifera roscoffensis, 3058 nucleotides long. Its product is annotated as FMRFamide-activated amiloride-sensitive sodium channel-like. Gene Ontology annotation, biological process: sodium ion transmembrane transport. Gene Ontology annotation, cellular component: plasma membrane. The record is from RefSeq and is a predicted model, not a curated record. The coding region runs from base 352 to 2613 and encodes 753 amino acids. The transcript has 6 exons. Gene Ontology annotation, molecular function: ligand-gated sodium channel activity; protein binding. NCBI's taxonomy places the organism in Eukaryota, Metazoa, Xenacoelomorpha, Acoela, Convolutidae.
UAUUUAUUUACUAAUAAAAUCGGCCAACUAAACUGAUUGUAAGUUUUUAUCAGCCGAGAGGCACUUUGAAUUGCAUAAAUUAUUUGUUCUUUAGAGAUAAAAGCGACUAUGAAAGCCUAGAUAUUACCCUGACGAUAAUUUCCGAAGUGCAUGAUUGGUCUUUGAAAAAAAUCGCCCUCUGAUACUCAAAAGUUAUCGACGAGCUUUAUUACUUCAAAAAGCUUAUUAGAAAAAAAACCGAUUAGGAUAGGAAGACUUUUAUUUGGCCGCUGGCAAGCAUAAUAAACCAGACGCUUUUAACCAGUCUGUCAAAAAUUAUUUCCUUCAGGUUGCUAGCGAUUUUGAAAAGAAAUGAGCGCUGCUGUGAACUUGCCACCAGAAGAUAAACCGAUUUCGGAAACUAAUCAGGAGCAAGACGACAAAUUCUUGAAUCUGGAUUGGACAAAACACCGAGAACCGAAUGGAGGGGAACGUAUGUCUCCCGAGCCGGUGUCUGAACAGUUGCUAGAAGAGGUCGGAGUUGCCCAACAUCGCAUCUUUCUACUGGUCAAGGAAUUAGCCGAAUAUGCAACUCCUCAAAUCCUUCAACUGCCAUCUCUACUUGGGAUUCUUUGGACUCUAGUUUAUGUCGGCUUUUUAACUUUAACAGUUUCACAAAUGGUUUCGCUCGUUCAAAACUACUUGAGUUACCCGACAACCAUUAGUAUCCGAGUCGUGUUUUCCGAGUCUUUGGAUUUCCCAGCUGUAACAGUUUGCAACGAAAGUCCUCUGAGGAAAACUCGAGUCUUGCAAGACCGCCGGUACCAAGACCUCGCUUUACUGGAUGAUUAUUUAGCCAGUAAAGUUCUUACAUCUUCGAAAAACAAUAGGAUGGCACAAUGCAAGCGUGACAGCGAUUAUAAAUGCCCGUCUACGGGUGUUUGCAUACCUGAGAAAUGGAUUUGCAAUGACGUCGUAAAUUGCGAAGAUGAAAGUGAUGAGAAAAACCCAGACUUCGACUGCGCUCAAAUCAAGUCUGAUCGUGAUGCUAACCUGACAACUGCCCAAGGUCAUUGUAAUUGGCCAUCGUUGAUGUGCCCAGAAGAAACCUGCGCAAUUGCGUGUGAUGGCGUUGCGGAGUGCAUGGAAAGCAACUACGACGAAAGUGACUAUUUGGGAUGUGACGCCACAAGAUCAAAACGGAAUGCCGCCGAUCAAGUUCAAAGCCGAAAAAAAUUUUUCAACAAUAUUUCACAAGAAUCUUCAUUUUACCGACAGAAAAGAAACGAGUACAUUAAAAACCUUGAAUCUUUUGAUCCGUUAGACUAUUUUUCUUUUUACUUUGCCUCAAAUAACAAUCGUGCUGCGUUACGUAAUGCUCUGGCCUUCGAUCAAACUUUAAUGAGAAGCUAUGGAUUCCAUGCCGAAGAUUUCCUUAUCCAGUGUUCUUUUAACCACCAAAAAUGUGAUUACACCGAUUUCCAAACUUUCCAACACACUCACUUUGGGAAUUGCUUUACUUUCAACUCGGCUCUGUCAGAAAAUACUUCGAGUUCUUUCAAAAAUCUAACUUCUUCCAAAACGGGAGAGCCUUUUGGGUUUAAAUUGACUGUGUUCCUUAACGUUGACGAGUAUAUUGGUUUAACUGCGCCCCUAACAGGCGUUCGAGUGGUUGCGCACCAUCCAAAAUGGAGUCCAAAUAUCUACAGUCAGGGUUCCGUGGUCGAGGCGGGAAAAGCGCUACUGAUGGCCCUGGGAAGAAAAGAACUGCACAAAAUGGGCGGAAAGUACGGAAAUUGCAGCUACACCUGGCCGGAUUUUUUGAACCUCAAUAACAAAACGAAAGAUUCGCGUGAGUUGUACGACUUGUCGGACUGUCAAUUUUACUGUCGUCAAAACGCGUUAGCUUUACGUUGUGGUUGUGUCGAUAGCUACGACCAAGAUUUCAGGUCUUAUACAAGAAUUCUAGCAGACAAAUCUGAUGAGAAAACUUUGAGGAGUCUUUGGGUGGUGAGGGGGUCAGUGCCCAAGAAGGGGAGGUCUGCGUCCACCCCUUCCCCUCCUAAAUUUGCUACUGAUUACAUUGGCAUUAUCCGCCCCUGUAUAUAUGCCUGCUUGAAUUCAAUCAACUUCAGCGACGACAAAAAAGUGAACAAAGCCUCUUCACAAUACUGCGACAGUUUUAACGACACUCAACGUCUCUGUCGGCAAAGUAUUGAAGACGACUCGGAAACAGGGGCGCUGAACUGCCCGUGUCCCGAUGCGUGUUAUACGGUCAACUACUUCACCCAAGAGUCUUUAGCUUCCUGGCCAAGUGACGUUUAUUCGCCAUUCUUAGUGGAACAACUGCUCAAAUCCAAGUCACCUCAGGUGCAAAAUUUCAUCUCUGGAGUUCGUUCCCGUCCCAAUUUUUCGAACGAGGAUCUCUCGCGAGAACUGAGGAAAAACUUUGCACGCAUUAUGGUCUACUACAAGAGAAACAGCUACGAAAGAGUGUGGGAGAGUGCCGCUUAUUCGGUGACAGGACUCUUGAGCGACAUCGGGGGCAACAUGGGACUGUGGACAGGAUGGAGUGUCCUCGUAUUCUUUGAGCUUCUUCAGUUCGUCUAUAACUUAAUCCGACUUUGCUGCUGAAACUAAUGGGCUUAUGGUCCACUUCGCUCUGUAUCUUUGUGAUAGAAAAACUUGAAAGCAACUGAAAACGCGGCAAAACUUAAAAUUCGACAAAACUAGAGGAGAAAAAAUAUAUAUCCCCCUUCCCCAGUUUGUCAAAUUUCAACUGAUUUUAGAAAAAAUUGAGGUGCUUUCAAAAUUAGGUGCAUUUAUUACAAAUGUGCAUUCAUGUUUUGUUUAUUACUGAACAAAGCGCUGCUAUUCCCUAAAGGUACAAAUACUGAUACGUGACGCGAGCCUGCCCAAACUGGAAACUAGGCUUCGUUAUUGUAGCGAAGAGGCAGUGCGCCGAAGGCGCUAAGCUGAGCCGAUAAACCAGAAAGAUUUAACAACUCACUGGACAAAACGGUUGAUAGGAGUGAAGUGCACUGAACGACUUUCGUACUUGAAAAAUAAAAAUACACUU